Messenger RNA from Thlaspi arvense, 1434 nucleotides. The record is from the annotation of a GenBank genome assembly. Lineage: Eukaryota; Viridiplantae; Streptophyta; Magnoliopsida; Brassicales; Brassicaceae.
CCCACCAUCUGUACUUUAUGCGAAGCGAGUGGUAAAUAAUCUGAGCUAUUUUCGCGAGUUUAUCCUCUAAUUUCUUUCUUCUCAGGGCUUCUUCUUCUCUACCUCUCUCUCUCUCUCUCUCUCUCUCCCAUUUCCUCUCCGAUCCCGUGGAAGCACCCGAGCUCUACCUUUCAGAUGUUCGCCUCUCUUUCUCUCUCUUCCUACUUCCUUCGUUUGCCUCUCCACUCAAAAUCCCUCCGGCUACGACCGCGAAGAGGUACGGUGGCUCCGGGAAGAGCAGAGGUGGAUUCGCGAGGAGCAAAGAUGGAUUCGGGAGGAACAGAGGUGGAUACGCGAGCGUGAAGCUCUUUUAUCGGAGAUUUCGGAUCUCCAGCUCCGGAUCCAAACCCUAGAGUCUCGAAAUUCGCAGCAGGGGACUUCAGUUCCCGAUACGAUCUCGAAUAUAGCUGCUUUGCUUCAGGUUCUGAAGGAGAAAAAUCGGAUUUCUGAGAGUGGAUCGAGUGUAACGCCGAUGGUAUUGGAGAAUACGAAAGAACCUGAGGAGGAGGAAGAGGAAGAGGAGGAAGUGAAGCGGGUGAUUGUUGAGGAGAAAGUUAGGGUUUCGGAGCAGGUGAAGAAGAAGAGGAGGACAUUGAAGGUGGGAAGCGAAGGCGAAGAGGUUCACGUGAUGCAGGAAGCUCUGCUAAAAUUAGGAUUCUAUUCGGGCGAAGAGGAUAUGGAGUUUUCUAGCUUCUCAAGUGGGACAGCAAGAGCUGUGAAGACUUGGCAAGCAUCACUUGGCGUCCGUGAGGAUGGGAUAAUGACAGAAGAUCUCCUUCAGAGGUUGUUCAUGGAUCAGAUAACGGAUGAACAUAUAGAGAAAGAUAAGGAUGAAGCAAAAACAAUGAAGAGAGAGGAAACUGGUAAUGGAGCGGUAUCUACUUCAGUGAGACAAGUCUCUGAGAAGCAGAAGUCAUUCAUAAAAGAUCAAAAUCCCUCCAGGCUCAAUAAACCGGUAGACAGAAGUAAUACUACAGAUACGAAAACAAAGUGCAUCACUUGUCGAGGAGAAGGUCGAUUGAUGUGCCUAGAGUGCGAUGGAACCGGUGAACCAAACAUUGAACCGCAGUUUAUGGAGUGGGUUGGUGAAGAUACGAAGUGUGCGUACUGUGAAGGUCUUGGUUAUACUGUUUGCGACGUCUGUGACGGCAAAACAACUGCAUAAUCAAGGUUUUGUGUAUUUUUUAUACACAAACAUUUGCUCAAUUAUGUACAAACUCUUCUGUAUAUCACUUUGAAAGUGUUUUAUCCUGAUUAUAUCAGUAACAUAUACCAUCCACAAAUCUUUUUAAAAAGUCGAUACAUCAAAUAAAUUAUUCUCAUUCAGCUCCACAAACAUUUGAGAAACAAAGGACUCCAGUUACACCAUUUUGGGACAUUGCGAUAAUCAAAACU